Molecule: messenger RNA, 1239 nt
Organism: Wickerhamiella sorbophila
Lineage: Eukaryota; Fungi; Ascomycota; Dipodascomycetes; Dipodascales; Trichomonascaceae
Product: Pre-mRNA-processing protein prp40
Exons: 1
Coding region: 1-1239 (412 amino acids)
Biological process (GO): mRNA cis splicing, via spliceosome
Cellular component (GO): U1 snRNP; U2-type prespliceosome
Molecular function (GO): RNA binding; protein binding
Source: RefSeq, a predicted model, not a curated record
AUGUGGCAUCGGACGUUUGAUUCGAACAAUCGGCCCUAUUAUUUCAACGAUAAUACUAACGAGACAACAUGGGAGAAACCUAAAGAGCUUUGGACCGAGUUGGAUGAGGCGUUGGCGUCUGCAGACUGGUUUGAAUACUCCACAGAAGAUGGCAAGCCUUACUGGUAUAACAAGAAGUCUGGUACCAGCGUCUGGGAAAUUCCCAAAGAGUUUAAACAUUUCAAAAGCCCAGCUAGUGCUAAUGAUACCUCGAACUCCUCUGGGCAUACCGAGAGCUUCGAGGACAUGGCUGCAAGGCUCGAUCUGAAAGUCGAAUUCUCGCAGGCUCUGCCCCGGUUGAUAAAAGAAGAAGCCUUCUGGGCAAUUGACACAGCAUCAGAAAGACGCAACGCAUACAAGGCAUAUUUAAAGAAACUACAGCAGAAAGAACUGAGUUCCAGCUUACAACAACGCAAAGAACGCUCUGCUAUGCUAUUAAUUCAACUCCAAAGUACUUUUGGCGACAAGCUCGUGGACUGGGAGACCGCUAAAGAGCGAUUGGACCUCAAAGGUACCAAGGAGGACUGUUAUGCUUACUGCUUGUGGAGAGAUGCUAAUGAAAAAGAGCGGGCUGAAAAACGAAUUGCCGUUGGUUCAAAACUAUCCCAGGCAUUAGAGCUUACGAAAAUUGAUACUAAUACUGACUGGGAAGCUCUGGAAAGGUUGGUCCGAAACAUAACAGAUGAUCUCCAUGUUCUCGAUGAGGUGAUUUCGGUGAAACUAGACGCUGGUCUGGAAUCACUUGAUAUGCGGCACAAAAUCCAAGAACGUAAAGAUCGAAAAGCUCGUGAAAGGUUCAGAGCGAAAUUAGCUGAACUUCACGAGGAAGGUAUACUGAGGGCUACCAGUGAUUGGCAGACAGUACUCUCCGCGGUUCCAGAGGAUAUUCUAAUGGCAGUGUGUCAUUCUCGGGGAUCCACGGCAACCGAACUAUUCUGGGAUUAUGUGUCUCAGCUCAAGCAGAAGUUCAAUGUUCAAGUGGGCGUUGUAGAGGACGUCUUGACCAAAAAGAACCUGAGCGUGUCCGGGCUGAGUUUGGAUGAGUUCCAAAGUCUCUUCGAGGGCGAUAAAAGAGUGCAGGACACCCUUGACAUAUACAAUUACUUGAAAGUCGACAAUUUCGACAGCCAACGACGCGACCAGCGAUCGCUAGCCAGAGGUGAAGGCGGUAAAUAUCAUAAACCCGUUUUGGAAUACUAA